AUGGCACAGCCAUUUUAUGCAGAGUGGGCCGCCACCUUUAAGAAUGAUCCCAAGAGCUUUGAUGAUAUUGCCAACCAGUUUAUUUACAUAGAGGAGCAUACCCGCGAUAAGACGACCGGCCUCAUGCGUCAUGCAUGGGAUGAAAGUAAGGAAAUGGCCUGGGCCGAUAAGACCACCGGUCUUGCACCCAAUGUAUGGGCCAGGGCGAUGGGCUGGUAUGGUGCCGCAUUGGUAGAUGUGUUGGAAUAUUUCCCGGCAGAGCACCCGAAGCGGAAAGACCUGGUGGCGAUACUGGAUCGUUAUGCAGCCACCGUUGCCAGGGCGCAGGACAAAAAAAACGGCCUUUGGUGGGAUGUGAUGAAUGAGCCUUAUCCCGGUAAAAAGGGAAAUUAUUUUGAAGCUUCUGCCGCCUGCCAGUUUGUAUAUACAUUGGCAAAAGGUGUAAGGCUGGGCGCUUUAAAUGAAACGUAUUUAUCCACCGCAAAAAGUGGCUAUAAAGGGAUCCUGCAGCAAUUUGUAGCAAAAGAAAAAGAUGGACUGACACACCUGAAUGGUACGGUAUCUGUGAGCGGACUUGGUGGCAAGCCCUUCCGCGAUGGCAGCUUUGAAUACUAUAUCAGUGAGAAGGUGAUACAGGAUGAUGCCAAAGGAGUAGGCGCAUUUAUCCAGGCCAGCAAUGAAAUGGAAAUACUGGCAGACCUCGCGGCUGGAAAGGGGGCUAUCCUGCCCUUAAGAGAUAGCCUCGAUCAGCGCAUUGUCAAUGAUGUCCGGAACCGUUCCGGUGCCAUCAUCGAUGUGCAGGGUGGUUAUCCGCAUGGCACCCCUUAUGCCCAAACGGUGAGCGCAUGGCCUGUGCUGAAUUCAUUGGUGGCACCCGUUGAUACCGAUCAUGAUGGAAUGCCCGAUUACUGGGAGAACAACCGGGGGCUGAAUCCAAACGACCCGGCCGACCGCAACAACUAUAGCAGCACGGGUUAUACUAACCUUGAAGAUUAUCUGAACGGACUGACCGGUAAUGUAUCGGUGCCAACGACCGGCGGACAAGCUGCAGCUUCCAUCAGUAUCUACCCCAAUCCGGCGCGUGAUCAGGUUACACUGUUACUGCCCGAAGCAAUCACGGAAGGGACGGCUACGAUAUAUGAUGUAAAUGGCAAACAGCUGUUGGUUAAUAAGGUCGCAAAGGGCGUGAAGCAGAGCUUGUUUGACGUUAAUGCCUUGCCCACCGGUACUUACUUUAUUGUUUACCGGAAUGGACAGUCCGUAGCCGCUUCCUUUUUUAAGCAAUAG
This is a messenger RNA of Ostertagia ostertagi, 1287 nucleotides long. The record is from the annotation of a GenBank genome assembly. Lineage: Eukaryota; Metazoa; Nematoda; Chromadorea; Rhabditida; Trichostrongylidae.